CUCGUUGGACUGUAAGAGUUGAACAUUACAGCUCGCCUCUUCAUACAGGUAACAAUGAAUAUCUUCCUGGAAAUACUUCUUCUGCUGCUUACAUUCAUCUACUCGUACUUGGAAGCCUUUGUGAAACUUUUUAUACCCUUGAAAAGAAAAUCUGUGAGUGGUGAGAUUGUCCUAAUCACUGGCGCUGGACAUGGAAUAGGAAGGAUCACAGCAACUUUGUUUGCCAAACUUGAAAGCGUUCUGGUUUUAUGGGAUAUUAAUAAGAAUGGUGUAGAUGAAACUGCAAGAGAGUGCAGGAAGCUUGGUGCAAAAGUGUACACAUAUGUGGUGGACUGCAGCAAACGGGAAGAAAUCUAUGCAACUGCUGGCAAGGUCAAAGAAGAAGUUGGAGAUGUUAAUAUUCUGAUUAAUAAUGCUGGUAUUGUUUUCUGUGCUGAUCUGCUGACGCUGCAAGAUAGCCAGAUCCAAAAAAUAUUUGAAGUGAAUAUUCUUGCUCAUUUUUGGACCACAAGAGCUUUUCUUCCAUCCAUGAUAACCAACAACCAUGGACAUAUUGUUACAGUAGCUUCAUCAGCAGGUGUUAUUGGAGUUCCAUUCUUGGUGGACUAUUGUGCCACUAAAUUCGCAGCAGUUGGGUAUCACAAGUCACUUACCGCAGAACUCUCUGCAAUAAAGAAACCUGGAAUAAAGACUACAUGUCUCUGUCCUGUAUUUGUCAACACUGGCUUUGUAAAAAAUCCAAGCACAAGAUUCUCUCCAGUAUUGGAGCCGGAAGAUGUUGCAAAGAAUCUGGUGGAUGGUAUUUUGACUAACAAGAAGAUUAUAUUUAUUCCACCUUUUAUAUCUGCAACAGCAGUUAUGGAGUUCUUUCUUCCAGAACGUGCCUUGAAAGCUUUGAACAAAUUCCACGAUGUGAAGUUUGAUGCCAAAGUUCAGUGCAUUGACAAAGAUAAAUAGGUCCUUUUCGUUGGAAUCCUACUGUGUUGUCUAACAAUGUAAUAAUAAUUUUGGUUACUGCAAAGAUUAAAGAUAAUUAUCUAAUA
Pelobates fuscus (common spadefoot toad) is the source of this 1043-nucleotide messenger RNA. Its product is annotated as 17-beta-hydroxysteroid dehydrogenase 13-like. The record is from RefSeq and is a predicted model, not a curated record. Lineage: Eukaryota; Metazoa; Chordata; Amphibia; Anura; Pelobatidae. The transcript has 7 exons. The coding region runs from base 55 to 957 and encodes 300 amino acids. Gene Ontology annotation, molecular function: oxidoreductase activity, acting on the CH-OH group of donors, NAD or NADP as acceptor.